Molecule: messenger RNA, 870 nt
Organism: Fusarium poae
Lineage: Eukaryota; Fungi; Ascomycota; Sordariomycetes; Hypocreales; Nectriaceae
Exons: 2
Coding region: 1-870 (289 amino acids)
Biological process (GO): lipid metabolic process
Source: RefSeq, a predicted model, not a curated record
AUGACGCUUCUUCGUCUCGUUACAGUGGCACUAGUAGCCCUUACCAACAUCGCUAACUCAUUUCCUACCGGUUCAACUAAGCGCCAAGACAAUAACUUGCCCUUCCCACUGUCUCACUUUACCAACACAGUGGCAUCCGUACAAAACACCUACUGCGGAGGAAAUGCGAAUACGCCUGGUGUCAAGUUUGGUGAUCAGACUUUACUGCAUGCCCUUGGCAACGGCGAUACCGUGCAACGCACCAACAUUUAUCAUUCCGAGAGCUUGGGAAUAAUAGCUCUUCCGGUAAUUCCGGACCCGAGACUAGGUCUACCAAUCGGGUCCUUGGUCUUUACAGGCUGGCAAACCGCCUGGUUCAACGGCUGGGUUGCUGUAAGAAAUGCACUAGCUGAGACUAUCAAGGAAUUUCCCAACGACCAAAUCAUCGUGACGGGACAUAGUCAGGGAGCUGCCAUUUCACUUCUCACUGCGUUGUCGAUCCAGAAAGAGUUUGGUAAUACUACAACUAUCCGGGAAAUUAUCGCUUAUGGUGUCCCGCGUGUCGGAAACAAAAAGUUCGCCAACGCAUUCGAUGCGAUAUUUCCUGGAAAGUACACAGGUGUUGUCAAUGGCGAAGACUGGGUUCCUUCUUUCCCAUCACAGCCUAUCUAUCAGCACCCAUCCGGAAUGGUUUGGAUCAACCCUGCCAACACAACAUCUUGGAAGUACUACGAGGGCCAAGAGAACCCCAACGGUCCUCGUUCAAGAGUAGGAAAGAUCUUUUACCCCAAUACUCUGCAGUUCUACUGGGGUGAUCAUCAGGGAAUCUACAUGCACAGCUCUAUGGGUACGACUCUUGGACCGUGUCCAGCUCAGGUUGGAGGUUUCUAA